GUUUGACGCUGCCAGGGGUGACCGAGAAGGUAACAUCCGGGAGAUGGAAAGGGAGUCGAGAGAGUGGUCCCGCCCACUCUGCAUUGCUAUUGGACGAACGGCCCUCUUAUUCUUCAACAGCUAACGUCAUUCGUUCUACUCACUGUCAAUCAAGAGCAUCACAUAAGCUGCCUCCUUUUUCAGUUUUUUUUAAAUAUAUAUAUUCUGUUUUAAUGGGGCCUUCGAGCCGCAUAACAACGAAACAAAAGCGGUUGUCCGAGGCUCGAAAAAAAUAAGGUAACGUAUCGGCGUGCAGAAACGGCAAAUAUGGUAUAGAAAUGUACAGGCAUCAACGGCAUUUGCGAGUAGUUCGUCUGCCUGUGCCGCUUUUGCUAAACCAGCUAACGUAGCCACUAAAAUAGAAUCAAAGCUCAUUGUAUUGCGAGUUUCUGUCGGAUAAGAGUAAGUUAAAGAGACUAGGGAAUCGGUCGUUUUACCUUUAGGAGCAACCACCUAGCUUUUGGGGUGUGUUGUGUCUGGGUCAUCAGCCAGGGCUCUCUGAUCCAGCUGUCCCCCUGCAGAUCUCUUCUGAUGCGGUCAAGCCCAAAGCUCCAUGCAUGAUGUGUUCCUACUGUGACGGAGGCGACAUCUCCACCCUCACUCCUCCACCUUGGGCAGGGUUCAUCAUCGUCUCAUCCUGAGCCCUGUCCUUUGCAGUAAUGACUGACAAGAGGAACCCACCGUUUUUCAAUGAUGACAAUGUAGGCAUGGUGCACUACAAGCUGCCCUUCAGCGAGACCAUGGAGCUGUUCAUUGAGACUCUGACAGGGACCUGCUUCCAGCUGUGCGUCUCUCCAUUUGAACAGGUGGUCUCAGUCAAGGCCAAGAUCUUGAGAUUGGAGGGCAUCCCGGUCUCUCAGCAGCAUUUGAUAUGGAAUGGGAUGGAGCUUGAAGAUGAGUACUGCUUACAUGACUACAGCAUCACAGAGGGCUGCACUCUCAAGCUGGUACUCGCCAUGAGAGGAGGACCUGUAAACACCAGGCGAGUGACAGUGACGGAUGACUCUGUGAGGGAUAUCGCUGACUGCCUUGAUGCAGGGAGAGAGGAGAUGUGGGAAAAGUCUCUGCCUAAUAAACAGGUCACCUUCCUGGUGUACCGUGAGGGAGAUCAGCUCAGUUUCUUCCGAGUGGUGGAUCGAGGAGAUGGAACUCUCACACCUGUGUCUGAAUCAUUGAGCGGCACCUCUGUACGCAAUGUGUAUGCGGAGGAGGAAGAGGAAUCAGAGAGUACAGCUUCAGAACAGCAGAUGCUGGAGAACUCAAUCACAAUGAGCAAGAUGAAGCUGCUCAAAGCCAAGAUGGAGAAUAUGAACCUCAACAAAAAGCCCAAGAAGACUGCUAAAUUAAAAGUCAGACCUCCAGUAGGUCCGCGGCCCUGCAGCGCUUCGUUUUGCUCUGUCCGACACCACCGAAUGUUUCGUGUCCUUCCUCAGAUAGGCCACGCUUCUCCAACACAUCUACCUCCAAUCGGUGAUCAGCAGCAGCCUGCAGUUCCAUCCCCUGCUGCCGGCUCCUCCCACCAAGCAUUCGCAUCUCUCUCGAGUCCCACUUCCUCAAGCCACGCUCAUCCUUCCUCUGGAGCUUCUGGCGUAUAUAUGCUCCAGGCUGAGGAACCAUGGGAUAAUCCAGUGCCCAGGAAGAUCAGAGUCCCUCCCAAAGUGUCCAGGCUGGAUUUGAGAAGGCUUAAAGUUAUGCGAGACUGUGUGUACCCACCUCUCUCGCUUCUGUCCAGCUCUGGAGUUCAAGAUGAGGUUGAUCUCCAGAGUGAAAGAUUAAUGGUAGACGAGAACUCAGCAGUGAUGGAGCCGCCCAAAGCUGUACCCUUCAAUCUUCCUGAGCCCCUGAGUCUAGACGUAUCCACUCAGCGAGAGCGAGGUUUGAACUCUGUAACUCUCCAAGAACCCAACACCACAGCUCCUCUUCUUUCCCAAGCCAUUAACACGAACUGGCUGGCCUCCCAAUCUGACCCCCUCUCACCUACUCACAUACCGCAGCACUUUGAGUUCACGGGUUCCUCCAGUCCAGCCCAAGCGCUCCUCAGAACGAGCAACAGCCCGUCACUUCCAGCCAGCUCCCCGUCACGGACCACAUCUGUAUGUGGGCUCAAAGUGGACAAGCAUUCAGAGGUGAUUUCCAAAAGCGAGGAACGAGACAUUACGAAGAUGGCUAACAAAGCGGCUAAAAAGCCAUUGGUAAGCAACACAAAGCUCCUGGCCUCCCUGGCAGGUGUUGGUGGUCAAGAGGCCCUGGCUGGGCCCUUUGCGCUGGGCAGGUUAUGUGCUACAGCCGCCCCCCUACCAACCAACAUCCAUCUGUCGCAGGAAGACCUGCUGAGGAGGAUCUCCCCGCUACAGAGGACAGCCGGCCACACGCCGCCAAGCUCAUCAGGCGGCCUCUCCAGUUCAAUAAAAAGAUUAGGGACUCCAACACAUCACUUGCCCCCUGUGAAGGUUCCCUCUGGAGCAAAGAAAAAGAGUUCAAAGCACUGCUUCCUGUGUGGGAAGAAGACCGGGUUGGCCACCAGCUAUGAAUGCAGGUGUGGCAAGAUGUUCUGUUCCAUGCACCGCUACUCCGAGACGCACGACUGUACGUAUGACUACAAAAGUGCAGGCCGACGCUUUCUACAGGAGACCAACCCCAGCAUAAGUGCACCAAAGCUGCCCAAAAUAUGAAGGCGCUGCAUUGGUGAGAGAAAAAAAGACAUGAGAUCCAUCAACUAUUAAAAAGAGAGAAAACCUUGA
Molecule: messenger RNA, 2780 nt
Organism: Carassius auratus (goldfish)
Lineage: Eukaryota; Metazoa; Chordata; Actinopteri; Cypriniformes; Cyprinidae
Product: AN1-type zinc finger protein 4-like
Exons: 10
Coding region: 699-2711 (670 amino acids)
Molecular function (GO): protein binding; zinc ion binding
Source: RefSeq, a predicted model, not a curated record